This is a messenger RNA of Staurois parvus, 381 nucleotides long. The record is from the annotation of a GenBank genome assembly. NCBI's taxonomy places the organism in Eukaryota, Metazoa, Chordata, Amphibia, Anura, Ranidae.
UCCCCGGACCCUGCAUUCACUAUAUCUGGUCUCCCCGGACCCUGCAUUCACUAUAUCUGGUCUCCCUGGACCCUGCAUUCACUAUAUCUGGUCUCCCUGGACCCUGCAUUCACUAUAUCUGGUCUCCCUGGACCCUGCAUCACUCACUAUAUCUGGUCUCCCUGGACCCUGCAUUCACUAUAUCUGGUCUCCCUGGACCCUGCAUUCUCUAUAUCUGGUCUCUCCGGACCCUGCAUUCACUAUAUCCGGUCUCCCCGGACCCUGCAUUCACUAUAUCUGGUCUCCCCGGACCCUGCAUUCACUAUAUCUGGUCUCCCAGGACCCUGCAUUCACUAUAUCUGGUCUCCCACAGUACACAGAACAUGGAAAUGCAAUAACUUU